Molecule: messenger RNA, 2406 nt
Organism: Vigna radiata var. radiata (mung bean)
Lineage: Eukaryota; Viridiplantae; Streptophyta; Magnoliopsida; Fabales; Fabaceae
Product: outer envelope protein 64, mitochondrial-like
Exons: 13
Coding region: 240-2030 (596 amino acids)
Molecular function (GO): protein binding
Source: RefSeq, a predicted model, not a curated record
AAAAUAAAAUAAAAUCCGUAGAUAUAUAUAUAUGCUGGGAAUGUUUUGUAAUCUGAUUAUUUAAAGAAAAAAAAAAAAAAGUGGUAAUGUAAUAAAAUAGAGUAUGCUAGAUUCGCGCGAAUAUACAUUAGGUUGAAAAUUUAUUUGGGAGCGGCGCAUGAUAGCGCGGUGACAUUCCCUCCUUUCUGUAAAACCCUUACGUUGAGUGCCCUCUGUAUCGUCACGUCACGUUCACGAUCAUGUCUAAAUCGUUGAAGCUUAACGCCUCCAACCCUAAAGUCUGGCUCCUCAUUGGAAUAGGACUCGCCGGCGCCGUCGUUCUGGUCGAGACCCGCCGGAGGCGACGGUGGAAGCUCCCCAAAGAGGACUUUGGUGCAUUCGUAGAGCGUUUCGAACUUCUCCCCAUUCGUCAACCGGACCAAACGCAAACGCUCUCUGCCCUAAGCUUCGCCAUCAAAGACAUAUUCGAUGUGAAGGGGUAUGUGACGGGGUUUGGGAACCCUCAUUGGAAGAGGACGCACAGUGAAGCUGGGAAGACUGCCAUUGUCAUCACUGCUCUCCUCUCCAACGGUGCUACUUGUGUUGGCAAGACUGUUAUGGAUGAAUUCUCUUUUGGGAUUUCCGGUGAGAACAAGUUUUAUGGAACGCCAAUUAAUCCUUACUUGACCUCAUCCGUCCCUGGCGGUUCCUCCAGUGGUUCGGCUGUUGCUGUUGCUGCACGUCUCGUUGACUUUGCUAUUGGUACCGAUACAACAGGUUGUGUGAGAAUUCCCGCAGCAUUCUGUGGUAUUCUUGGGUUUCGACCAUCUCAUGGGGUUGUAUCCACCAUUGGAGUUCUUCCAAAUGCACAAAGCUUGGACACUGUUGGAUGGUUUGCUCGGGAUGCUUCUGUCCUACGUCAUGUUGGACUUGUUUUACUACCAACGAAUUUGGUGGAACUCAAAAGGACAAGGCGUAUUAUUUUUGCAGAUGAUCUUUUUCAACUUUCUAAAGUUCCUUCACAGAAAACAGUAUAUAUUAUUGACAAAGCAAUUGAAAAUUUGUCUGGUUAUCAGUCCCCGCAACAUAUGAAUAUUUGCCAGUAUAUUGCCUCUAAUGUUCCCAGUUUAAAGGGAUUUCAUGAUAAAUUAACACACCAACGAAAUGGAGUAUCUAUGUUGAAGGAUCUCACUCUGGUUAUGUUUUCUUUACAAGGAUAUGAAUUCAAAACAAAUCAUGAAGAGUGGUUUAAAUCAGUCAAACCCAGGUUAGGACGUGCUGUGUCUGAGCGUGUUAUUGCAGCCAUGAAUAGUACACAUGAUCAUGUGAAAACCUUGUAUAAAGUAAGAAAUGAAAUGCGGGUUGCUUUCCAACGUUUGUUAAAGGAUGAUGGAAUACUGGUUAUUCCCACUGUUCCAGAUGAUCCAUUAAAGCGUAAUACAGAUAAAGGAUUUUCUUCUGAGUUUCAUGACAGAGCUUUUGCAUUAUCUAGCAUUGCUAGUAUCUCUGGAUGUUGUCAGGUUGCAAUUCCAUUAGGAUGUCACAAAGAUUGUUGUGCUUCUGUCUCGUUCAUCUCGGCCCAUAGAGCUGAUAAAUUUCUUCUUAAUACGGUUUUGGAUAUGUAUACAACAAUUCAGGAGCAAGUUAGUGUUGCUUAUGCUUUGCCCCAACCGGAUACAAAUGGUGGUAUAGAAACUUCCGAGCUUUUGAAGGAGAAGGGAAAUGCAGCCUUUAAAGGAAGGCUGUGGAAUAAGGCAGUCGAUUACUACAGUGAGGCUAUUAACUUGAAUGGGAAAAAUGCAACUUACUUCAGCAACCGGGCAGCUGCUUACCUGGAGUUAGGAUGCUUUCAGGAAGCUGAAGAGGACUGCAAUAAGGCCAUAUUACAUGAUAAGAAGAAUGUAAAGGCAUAUCUGAGGCGUGGAACUGCUAGAGAACAACUACUUCGUUAUAAGGAAGCUCUGAAAGAUUUCCAGCAUGCUCUCGUUCUUGAACCACAGAACAAGACUGCUAGUCUGGCAGAGAAAAGACUCAGAAAAUCCUGGAGUUGAUACGGGCUGUUCUUUCGACACCGACCUCCAUACGUCUGAAGAAUGUAAUGGCUGCCGAUUUGGUUCCUUUCUUGCACUUUAUACGAGCAACACAGGGAAGACCAGUCUGUGUUGGUGGGAUGCUCCAUUUUUGAUCUCAUCUGGGAAUUUUGUUGUAAAAAAAUAUUAUAGAAAAAAGGCAUAGAAAUUUGGAGCCAAGAAGUAUACGCCGUCUCACCUCCUUUUCUUCCUCCCCACUCUUUGUUUGUGCAACUGUUUAAAAGGCAAAUAAGUUCUGCCUAAUAGUUUUCCCUAACAGGCUUCUGUAAAUUUUAGAUGUGAUUAAAACGUUUUGCAUUUCUGAUUGUGCGGAAAAUAAAACUUUUUGUUUGAGACA